Molecule: messenger RNA, 7774 nt
Organism: Paralichthys olivaceus (Japanese flounder)
Lineage: Eukaryota; Metazoa; Chordata; Actinopteri; Pleuronectiformes; Paralichthyidae
Gene: rp1l1a
Product: rp1 like 1a
Biological process (GO): retina development in camera-type eye; intracellular signal transduction; photoreceptor cell development
Cellular component (GO): axoneme
Source: RefSeq, a predicted model, not a curated record
GCUCUGGUUGCAGACUGACUGAGCUGCUCCACUCUGAGCGAUCACACCUCCCUGCGUCCUCCCUCCACCGGACUCCAGCCUCCAAUAAUCAAUGAUCAUCGAUGUUCUCCCUGUGGAGCUAUUGAUCUGCCUUCAUCUCUGUGGGUGUGUGUGAGAACGCAGCAUGCAUUCGGUCCAGGCAGUGAUGUGGGACCCCCGGCCCCCGUCUAAACAUGGCUCGUCCCUCGCCUCACCAUCCCCCUCUGACGUGCGCCCCACCCACGUGACCACAGCCACCCCAGCGAAGCGGAUCACCUUCUACAAAAGCGGCGACAGCCAGUUCGGGGGCGUCAGGAUGGCCGUCCACAAGCGCAGCUUCAAAUGCUUCGACGCGCUGCUGGACGACCUUUCCCAAAAGGUGCCCCUUCCAUUUGGUGUGCGGACUGUAACCACUCCCCGUGGCACCAACACCAUCCGACACCUCGAGCAGCUCCAGGACGGAGGCUGCUACCUGUGCUCUGACCGGCGCCAGGCUAAGCCGAUCAACAUGGAGCUGGCAAGCAAACGCCCGAGCAUCUGGUACCAUCUCAACCGCAGACCCCAGCGGCCCGAAAGCUUGUCCGCAACGCCACCCAACCAUUUGCCGUACAGGCAGCGCCGGAUUCUGCUGGUGAAGAACAGCGAGCCGGGCAUGAGGAGGAGCGUGGUGCUGAGCAGGAGGUCGUCCAGGAGCCUCAGGGCCUUUCUGGAUGAAGUGUCAGAGGUGAUGCAGUUUCACGUUCGCAAGCUCUACACUGCAGAGGGACGCAAGAUCGACAGCGUGCAGAGCCUGAUGACCUGCCCUCCUGUGUUGGUGUGCGUCGGCCGCGAAGCGUUCAGUCCAAUGCUGGCCAACUUCAUCAAGAAGAACUCGGAGGAAAAGCUACCUGGUCUGGACAGCAGGUCGCCUGGUCUCGGUCCCAGGACUCCAGGAAACGGGGCCAGAUCUCCUGCCACUCAGGGAGCAAGAUCCCCACCUCAUGGAGCUCAGUCCAGAGCCAGCGAGUACAGCGAAGGACAUGAAAGCAAGAAAAAUGUGAACUUUGGUCUGGAAACCAAGAAGAGCAUCAUCCACCCUCGUUCUGACUCCUCAAACCGCUCCACCCAUUUCUCGAUGUCUUCAGAGAAAUCAUACGGCAACGGUGUCAGUGCCUACUCCCAGGCCAGACCGGCGAUUAUGAACGAUGACAUCGAAAAGCGAGUGCUUGUCAAUAAAGACGGCAGCCUCUCAGUAGAGAUGAGGGUCCGUUUCCGCCUCCAAAACGACGAGACCCUACAAUGGUCCACGCGGAUUAAAAAAUCCCCAUCUCUGACCAAUGACUGUUGCCCCCUGAGCCAGGUCCCGGCGCAAUACCUGCACAAGGGCCAAUCCGAAAGCUGCUCCGAUCCUGAUUCGGUGUCAUUCGACCCGGAGGCUGUGCAGUGUGCAAUGGAAGCAAACCACUGCCCUUGCUGUUACCAGCGACAGGAGCAGCAGUACGACCUGUGGGAAAAUCCAGCACACAGCCGCAAACAGCCUCUUGGCCCGCCCCCACAUCUACACACCUCCAGCCACACCACAAGGAGACAUACAAACUCCUCGAGCUCUUCUUCAUCCUGUAAUUCCAGGAGAGUGGUGCACUGUCGAGCACAGCUCUCCAGCUGUGGAGGCGGCUCAGGUUCAGAGCAGAGUCAACUGAUCCAGGAGGAGAUGUGCAUGACGGAGCAGGUUGAGCACAGAGUAGAGGUGGAGCAGGACGGAGACAAACAUGUAGAGGUUUGCAGGGUGAGCCGGUGCCACAGCCGCAGCGAAGUAGUCGCCAGAGAUAGCAACCUACGACCUGUCAGCAGCAAGUCAGGGGAGGAUGAGGUGAUGAUGGAGGAAGAGCAGGAGCGUCCACUGUCUGCAGUCAGCAGCACCUCACAUGUCCUGCAGUCAUUGAAAGAGGAUCAGGAUGAUGAUGAGGAGGAGCUGCCACCCAGCGCCUCACGGUGUCAUCACAGCAAAGAACCAGUUAAAAAGCACAAGAACGGGGAAGAAAGAGCAAGCAGUGCAGUGUCUGCAGCUUCUUCCUGUUGCUGUGGUGCCGUCACGCAACUCUCAACAGCCGAAGCAGAGGAGAUGGAGCGCGCCCCCAGCUCCAGGUCCAAACUGAGCAGAGCCUCUUGCAGGUCUGGUCGCACAGGACUUUCAACAGGCUCUAAGAAAUCAGGGGCAUCGAGUGUGUGCUCCAAUUGUGGAGGCUGCAAACGUGGAGCCACUUCAAACCCUGAUUCACCUCAACACAACCAGGAGAACAACGACAGUAAUGAUGAUGUCUCGGAUGAUUCUGCCGUGUCAACACAAUCCAACAAGUCCAACCUUACUAACUGUGACCACAUCUCUGCAGAAUCAAACGUCUUGGAGGGCAGAGCAUCUAGUGCCGUGUCCAGAGCAUCCAGUCCUGAACUAAAAGAAGAAGAAAGAGCUCCGAGUGCCAUCUGGGCAACAAGCCACAGGUCCAACAGGUCGCACAUGUCUGGUAGUAAUGGUGGUAUCACAGUGGGCAAAGAGGAGGGGAGGAGCUGCAGCUCCAUGUCUGCCAGGUCCAGAAAGUCACACCACAGUGACAAAGCUGAAACACCUGACACGAGAACAAGAGAGGAAGCAGAGGGAGAAAAUGCCGAGAGAGCAAUCAGCUCCUUGUCAGUCAAAUCUCACAAGUCCAACUGUUCAUUAAAAACUAACACUGCCUCCCCAACUGACAACACAGCCAUCGAAGAGGAUGACAGAAACAAAAUAUCUUCCAGUAGCCUUUCUGAAAGACCCGAUAGUGCCCUGUCAGCGAAAUCAAAUGUUACAGCAAAGUCGAGCGCCUCUCACAGGUCCGCUUGCAGUCGCUGUGCAAAAGUUAAAUCUCCAGGUGCUGAGGAAGCAGCAAGACAGGAAGAAGGAACAGACGUGCAAAAUAGAGCAGCGAGUGCCAUGUCAGCCAAGUCUAAUCGCUCAGUCAAGUCUAAAAAUUCCCAUAAGUCCACCAAAGCUUCAGAGAGGUCACUUUCACCCAGGUCGGAAGCGGGAGAGGAGAGAGCAGCAAGUCAAACGUCUGCCAGAUCAGUCAAAUCAACAAAUGUGUCUGUAAAGUCUUUGAAGUCAGGUAAGUCUAACUGUGAUGAAAAUGUAACUGAGGCAUCUCUGAGCUCAAAGGUAGAAGAGGAGGCAGAGGAGAAAGAAGGUCAGAUGGUAGAGGAAGAAACAGAAAGAGCAGCCAGUGCCUGGUCCACAAUGUCUCAUAGAUCCAAAAUGUCCAAUGAGAAUACAGGAGAUGGUGAAAAUGCUAAGGAGCGGACUGCCAGUGUUUUAUCUGGUAAAUCAGCUUCAUCUGUGAAGUCUCACUAUUCAAAGACAGACGUGGACAGAAGCCCUAGUGCUUUGUCGGGAAAGUCCAAGAAGUCCAGGUGCUUUGCACCUUCUCCAAAUGGAGAGGAGCAGCAAACUGAAAUCGAAGAGCGGGUUGCCAGUGCCAUGUCUGUCAAGUCAAAAUCGUCAGUGCGGUCCAAAGUCAAAUCGUCAUCACCAGGUCCAAAUGCUGUUACCAUCAACAAACCAGAGGAGGUUGAGGAAGAAGGAAAUGAGAUGACAGAGAGAGCACCAAGCGCUGCAUCAGCUAAGUCUGUAAAAUCUAAUGUUUCAUCCAAUCAUAAUGGAACCACACCCAAAGCUCCAGCUGCACCCUGCAGUCCUCAAUCCUCUGCACAACAGCUGGUGCCUGGUCCAGGUUUGGGUGAGACAAGAGGACAGAGUGCUUUGUCAGUUCGCUCUGCAACCUCUGCUAAAUCUGGCAGGUCCAAAUGUCGCUGUGGAGCAGCUUCAGGGGAGGAUAAGAAAGAGGAAAAUAAUGAAGAGGCUACUGAACAGGCUGCGAGCAUCUUAUCAUCCUCUUCCAAAAGACAGAGGAGGGAUUCAGGAGGCACCGAGCAACUGUCGAGUCGAUGCUCAUCAGGGUCAGUCUCUCUUUGGUUGCCAGAAGACGAAGAAACAGCCGACUCAGAUAGUGGGAAGUCCAAUGUUUCAUUUUGCACAAACACUGAGCGUAAGGGCCGAGGGAAGACAGCAGCAUCUGAGGACCCUAAAACCCAGAGGGGGUCUGCUGCAAAGAAAGAUGUAGAAGGAAGAGGGUCCGAGAAUAAAAGCACUUUGUCUCACAAUCCUCCUGCAGUCGAUAUCCCCACGAUAGAAACUCCAGGAGGGGGGGAUGGUAAGGAUGAAGAAGAAGGUGUAGGGCAAAAAGCAGAAAGAGCAGCCAGUGCAAUUUCAGCCAAAAGCAGCAGAUCCCACAAGUCCUCGUGUAGCUGUAGCACCAAAGUGACAGAGCAACAAGCAGGAAAUGACCCAGAAAGUGAUUCAAAAACUAGAAAUCUGGACGCCCACAACAAAAGAACCUCGUCUUCAAUGUCAUCAACAAGUGCUAAAGUUCGGACUAAAUCCCCUGCAAGUGCCAAUGUAGCAAAAACCCCUGUUGGAGAUUCAGCAAGUAAUGACACUGGAAACAUCAGUGAGGUCAAAGAGCCAGAAGAUGUUGCAGCCAGGGUUCACUCCAAGAGUCCGUGUUGCCUCAGGCCUGAAUCUGCAGCUUCGGCUCAAUCCGGGUCGAAAACAAAAGCCUCGAAGCGAAGUAAAGAAGAUUCAGUCAAAUCAGUCAAAGCCCAUGAGUCCGACUCUAAAGCAGGAAGCAACUGUGGCGAUGGUCCCUGUCCCCUGCAUAACUCCAGACCAGGCAGCAAAGUGGAGAGUGAAAACACUCUGUCUCACUCUCUGUCUGCUGCCGACCUGCUGAAGGAAACCAUGGCUGCACGUCCGCACAGCCGGGACUCAAAGGCCAGCAAAACUAGUGACAGAACAGGGGGAGAGAAAAGUGCAAGAAGUCAGACAAAAAGAAACCAGAAGGAUAAAAAGCCAGAGCUCACACCCGCCUGUCUGCCCAACGCUUCCCCUAAUCAGGUUGUAAACGACUGGCUGCGGAGCAUUCCUGCCAACAGCAGCAUGCUGGCACUGGGCGACGAGUUGGAAGAGGGUGAGCAGGAGGCGGAAGAGAAACCUGGAGAGGAGGUGGCGCAGGUGGAGGAGACUCUUGACGAUGAUAAAGUGGAGGAGGAGGAGAAACGUGAGGCUGAAGAUGGAGCAGAGAAAGAGGGAGAAGCUAAAUGUGACACAGCAGAGGAGGAGGAGAGUUCGGAUCCAGCUCCAGGUGAUGCAACAGCGACGUCUUGUCCCGCUCGGCUGCUGAGUGCUGACUCACUGCCCAGGAACUUGCAUCCGUCUGUGGCUGUGAUGAAAGUUCUUCUGAGUUCUUCUCUGGGUCGAUGCCGAAGUAUGCCAGAGGUGUCUCCAGUUUACGGCCGUCGACUGAGCACAUCAGCCAGAGGGUUCUUGGACUGUUUGGCCCAGCUCCAGCUCAUCCAGCCGGCACUGAGCCCUGGUUCUGACCAGCAGAAAAACCCUAACCAGCAGUAUGAAGAGAUCAUGACCAUUCUCCAGUCGCUCUGGCUCACUGGACCCAGUGAGACUGAGGUCAAGAAGGGCAAGGACAUCGGCACAGAGCAGGUGACUCCACCGAGGUCCUCAUCUGGGGUCGGUAUGAGCAGUGGCUCCGGUGGGUCGGGAAAGGAGAAUGGCAAUAAAGACGGACAUGAAACACCCCCAAAGGCGAUUGAAUCUUUACAAGAGGAGCAGGUGCAGAGUGAAGAACAAAGUACCCUCCCUCCAAGUCUGGACAGCCCGAAAGCCACAGAGAACCCAUCAUCCUCAGACAAGAGCUCUGCCAACGACGGCUCCAAAUCCCCCACCGAUAACGAGCAGGACACGGUGGACGACACCAGUUCAGAGACACCCUCUACUGUCCUGCGAGCACCUCUGUCCAAAAAACUAUCCCAAGAGCCUGAUCCAGUUUGGGUUCUGCACCUUCUGAAGAAGCUGGAGAAACAGUUUAUAAACCACUACAUCAACGCUAUGGCAGAGUUUAAAGUUCGCUGGGACCUGGACGACAGCCUCAUCCUGGACACGAUGAUCUCUGAGCUCAGGGACGAGGUGAGUCGGCGCAUCCAGAGCAGCAUCGAGCGCGAGAUAAGGAAGAUUAAGAGUCGAGCUGGCAGAGUGGGGAGGUCGCCCCGGCCGCCCCAAGGAGCGAACCUCUCCAGGGAGUCCACCAUGACGGACAAGAGGCGUCGAAUGUUAAAGGUCAUGAAGAACCAAUCUGUGAAAACCACUGACUCUCUCAGUGAUGGGGAGACGACAGGUGAUUUCAGUGACCAGCGAAGUGAUGAUGAGUACUGCCCCUGCGAUGCUUGUGUCCGCAAGAAGAUGGCCGCCCGGCCUCUCAAAGCGGACCCAAUGGCAGCCGAAGCCCCAGUGAUGAUGGAGUUUGACCUCCUGAAGAUACUUCAGCUGAAGAAAAGCCCAGAGCCUGCGCCUGCGCCUGCGCCUGCAGCCGUGCUCCAGUCUGCAGACGUGGAAAGUGACGGAGUGGUAAAGGAAGAGGAGGGGAGGAAUUUGGAGGUAUUGCAGGAGGAAGAAGAGGAGGAGGAGGAGGAGGAAACAAAAGAGGACAUUAAAGCUGAGGUUGUUUUAGACGAGAUGAUCCCAGAGGAGGAUGAGGAAGAAGAUGAGGAUCAGACAGAAGAAGAGGAGAAGAUAGAAAAGGAGGAAAAUUGUGAAGGUGGUGAGGAACAGGAAGAGGGAGAGAAAGAAGGUGAGGGAACAGGAGAGGAGGAGGAGAGUGAAAAGGCAGAAGAGGAAGAGGAGGCUGAGGGAACUAGUGACAACACAGGUGAAGAUGAGGCGGCAGAUGAUGAGGGGGACAAUGAGGACGAGACAGGAACUGGGGAGGAGGAGAGCGACAUGGAGACUGUUAAAGAAGUAUCAAUAGGUAAAGGAGAGACCACUGAAAAUGGUGAGGAGGAAGAGGAGGAGUGUGAGGCGUCUGAUUCUAAGCCUGAGGAAGAGGAAACAACAGGAAAGGAAAGUGGAGAAGAGGAGGCAGACGAUGAAAACGCUGAGAAAAUUGAAUCGGCAGAGGAUGAAGAUGACGGGGAAGAUGGCAGCGGAGAGGUGGAGUCACAUGAAGAGAGAGAAGGAGGAGAAAGUGAGGAGCCGGAAGGACCCUCCCCACAGGACCAGGGGGUGACUGAGGGAGAGGAGGCCGAUGCUGAAGACUCAGACACGGAGAAAAAAAGCCCAAGUGACACCAGUGCGGAUGAACUUGUUGCUGGAACCACUGGUGACGAGGAAGAGAAAGAGGCGGGAGGAGGAGACGGAGAUGAGGAAGAGGUCGGGGAUGAUGCUGUGGAGGAGUUCAAGCCCGAGCAAGGGGAGGAGGAGGAGGAAGUAAAAGGCAACAAAAAGGAGGAGGGUGCUCUCCUCCAUCAGUUCACCAGGACGUCUGUGGAGUCCCAGCCCGGCUCCUUGGAGGACAUCCACACGGACUCACCACCCCUAUGCACCAUAGAAGUGCCCAAGAUGGUCGUCAGUGUGUCCACCGGUGGUGGUGCGAGCUCAAAUAGGAGCCGGUCGCCGGCUAGGAUCAAACGUCGCAAACCGAAAGAGAGCGAUAUGGAGCUGGAUGAAUAGUAACCAACAUUAUGACGUAAAGACUCCCAGAAACCCUUGCACUGAUUAUGUAGCCGAGGUUAAAAAAAUGUAACAACAAACAAACACUUGAAGCACUUUAUCACUCCAGAUCCAUUGUAGUUAUAUUUGUACAUGCAGAAGGUAACUGUGUGUAUUCUCUGUAUUACUGUA